ACAGAUAGAGAAGUAAAAAGCCAAAAGAGAGUUAGAGAAGUGCAAUGGAGAAAGCUUUGACGAAAGUAGGGAGCUUGAAAUCAAGUACAUUUUGGGUUUCUAAGAAGGCCAAACAAGAGAUCUCCAACAUCUCUAACGACCUCUCCAAUCUAUCAUGUACUGUUGAAGAAAAGGCAAAAUGGAUUUUCAACAAGCUAAAAGGCAAACCUACAAAAUCUUUGCCGGAUCUGCUGCGUGAAUACAACCUGCCUCCUGGUCUUUUCCCCCAAAACAUAAUUACCUAUGAGUUUGAUGAGUCAAACACAAAGCUCAUUGUCUACCUGCCAUCAGACUGUGAGGUCUGCUUCAAGGAUUCAUCCGUUACGAGGUAUGCUACUCGCGUCAAAGGAACUUUGUCAAAGGGAAAGCUCACUGGAAUAGAUGGAAUGAAGACCAAGGUCUUGGUAUGGGUCAAAGUCACGAGUAUUAACGUCGAGAGCUACAAGUCGGAUAAGGUGUGGUUCACUGCUGGAGUGAAGAAAUCGAGGUCCAAAGAUGCAUACGAAAUGCCUCGUGAUGCUGUUAAAGUUGAAGAAUUUUGAGGUUUCGACAAAGAGCAAAAAGUAAAAAUUUCAAAGAAGAUAAUUUGUUGUUUGGUGAAGUAGAUGAUGGUCCUGAACCUGCUGUUCUUAUGAUUUAUUUCACCUGGAAUAUUCAAUUUAUAAAGAAAGCAAUGUGCAUGUUCACAUAUCUUCUAGAUAAUUUUAGUCCUCUCAUUAAUUGCUUUA
Molecule: messenger RNA, 767 nt
Organism: Lycium ferocissimum
Lineage: Eukaryota; Viridiplantae; Streptophyta; Magnoliopsida; Solanales; Solanaceae
Exons: 3
Coding region: 45-581 (178 amino acids)
Source: RefSeq, a predicted model, not a curated record